CCGCCUUCCUUCCCCUUGGUGUUGGUUGGGAGCGGCCUGGGCGACAGUAAUACUGUGGCAGCACCAUGGCCGGCAUCAAAGCUUUAAUCAGCUUAUCUUUUGGAGGAGCUGUUGGAUUAAUGUUCCUGAUGCUUGGUUGUGCCCUUCCAGAUUACAGCAAAUAUUGGCCACUGUUUGUUUUGUUCUUCUACACCCUCUCUCCAAUUCCAUACUGCAUAGCAAGAAGAGUUGUUGAAGAUACAGAUGCUACAAGUAAUGCUUGCAAGGAACUUGCCAUAUUUCUUACAACAGGCAUUGUUGUCUCAGCAUUUGGACUUCCAAUUAUAUUUGCCAGAGCAGAACUGAUUAAGUGGGGUGCCUGCGCACUUGUCCUAACAGGAAACACAGUCAUAUUUGCUACCAUCCUAGGGUUUUUCUUGGUUUUCGGCAGCAAUGAUGAUUUCAGCUGGCAACAAUGGUGAAAAGAGUUGGAGUGAGAACUAUCAACAUCUCAUGUCAUUCAGUGGCCAUCCAUACUCAAGAAAGAAGGGGCAAUAAAGUGAAUGUACUGUUUUCACAGAGGGGACCUGGGGUAGGGCACUCGGUAGCCGGUAGCCGCUUUUCUUCUCUUUUCACAAACUACAUUAACAUUUGGCUUGAUUUAAAUAUUUUUUAACAGGUUGAUGCUGUUUUAUUUUAAUACUUUAUUUUGAUGUGAGAACAGAAUGCUUAAAAUAUGUUUAAAAGGUAUCUUUUUUAAACAACCCGAUAGCGGUAUUUAAGUAUAAAGUUGAAUUUUUCACUAUUGAUUAUUUUAAAACGAAUGUGCAGUUAUGAAACCAAGUAAGAAAGUAAAAACCAAGAAUGGCACAAUCCAGUCAAAAGUACGAGGCUUUUGACUGGGUCGUUAGGCACAGGUUUGGAAGUAGCUCCCGAAUUCCGUAAAGGUUAUGGUUAUGCAGAGAAUUGUGCAUAUGGCCUGUUGAUUUUAAUCAGAGAAUUAAGCAUGCGUUCGGUACUCUAAUUCUUUUCUGAAAAUAAGUUAAGAUUCUGGAAAGCUGAAUUGUGCCCUUCAAGAGCAGUUAUGCAUUUUGUUGUGGAAUUUUGGAGAAAAGCUGAAAUGAAAAGUAUUCAGCAGCUGGCUGGUAGGUGUUUUUAUUAUUAUGUAUGAGGCUGAAAGUGUUCCAUUUCCAUUAAUCCCGUUUAAAUGAGUAUGAGAAAAUUUUUGAUGAUAAUGGGAUAUCUUAAGUGUUCAUUGCUUAAAAAGUUUGUCCAGCAUACAAAUAUUUUGACAGUUUUUAUUUUUGAUUAUCUGAAAGGGAGAGGGAGAUGGAAUUUUAAUUUUUCUUGUGGGAGUAGAAGACGGGACUUUAAUCUUCAUUUUUAAAGUCUUUUCUGAAAACUCUUUGUUUAUGUAUUGUGUGGGUCAACUUUCUAUAUCAAUUGUUUUUUUAAGUUUUACCAAAGGAAAGAUUAAUGAAACUACUGAUUAUAGAUAACUCAGCAGAAGGAAACCCUGCACUAGGCAUGUGGAAAUAAGUGAUUCUGCUCCUUUACUAUUCACUUGCACCUAUUACAACAAAGUAUAAAAAGAUAAUUUCUGCUGCCACCCCCCCCCCUUUUUUUUUACUUUGUAUAUGGUAUAAAAAGGUUUUUCAAAUGUAGAUUAACAUUUCCACUGUAGAUAACCAUUUAACUGGAAGACUAAUUACUGCAUACAUAUACAGUCAGGGCUUGGCUGCAAUUGCAAAUCUUUGAAUAUGAACAUUUUAUAGUAAUUCUGUUAAUGUUUUAGUUUAUGCACCAAUGUAUUAAAUGUUAGAUCAAAACUGUAGUUCUGUUAAAAUAUAACACAUGUAAUUUGCAAUAUUGAAUAUCUGUUCCAUUCCACUUGGGGUUUUUGUUUCUAUUAACCAUAAAUUGCCAUGUUUUGUAGAUAUAUUUCUUUUGUAGUCAUACUUUCCUGGUAACUCCCUCAUAUGAUACCUAAGUGUCUCUGUCUAUGCUUGCAUAUCAUUUUAUGCAAACUAAGCAAGAUUUGAUACAGUCACUUAAACAUAGUCCCUUUUUUUUAAACAAUGCUAUUGACAUAGUCCUCUCCACUAUCAGCCCAGUCCAGAGUGCCUUGUCUCCUCCCUCCUUGGCUGCUCAGUAGAUACGGUAUAUGUGUUUCACAGUGUGUCAGAUCCAUGGUAUAGGAGACAGGGGAAUGCAUGUAAAGCAG
Messenger RNA from Protobothrops mucrosquamatus (brown spotted pit viper), 2203 nucleotides. It is a transcript of the gene LEPROTL1, whose product is annotated as leptin receptor overlapping transcript like 1. The transcript has 4 exons. Bases 66 to 461 code for a protein of 131 amino acids. The record is from RefSeq and is a predicted model, not a curated record. Gene Ontology annotation, biological process: late endosome to vacuole transport via multivesicular body sorting pathway; negative regulation of growth hormone receptor signaling pathway. Lineage: Eukaryota; Metazoa; Chordata; Lepidosauria; Squamata; Viperidae. Gene Ontology annotation, cellular component: endosome.